GAGGAAAUACAAACAUAAACAAAAUAUUAUUGCUUUAAAUUUUAGUUCGCCAAAACCGGGGCUAUCAGCAGAAUGGCUAAAAGCAGCUUCAAAAUUGAGCACGACUUUGGUGAUUGUGGAGAAGGCGAGAGAAGCGACAUACCUACCAUUGACAAGAAGAAAUACUUAGUUCCGGGUGACCUUACGGUGGGUCAAUUUGUGUAUGUGAUUCGGAAAAGAAUUAGACUAAGUGCUGAAAAGGCCAUCUUCAUUUUCGUGGACAAUGUCCUCCCUCCAACAGGAGCAAUAAUGUCAACCAUCUAUGAUGAAAAGAAAGAUGAAGAUGGGUUUCUGUAUGUUACAUACAGUGGGGAAAAUACAUUUGGGAGCAGCUGAGUUGAUGCAGUAGCCUUAUUUACAUGUUAACGUUGUGCUUCAAUUAAAUAAGUGGCUUUAUGUCUAAUAUGUGACCUUUCAGCCUAUAGUUUCUGUGUAUAUAGAUAUUGUCAGCAGA
Hibiscus syriacus is the source of this 493-nucleotide messenger RNA. Its product is annotated as autophagy-related protein 8f-like. NCBI's taxonomy places the organism in Eukaryota, Viridiplantae, Streptophyta, Magnoliopsida, Malvales, Malvaceae. Gene Ontology annotation, biological process: cellular response to nitrogen starvation. Bases 73 to 375 code for a protein of 100 amino acids. The transcript has 5 exons. The record is from RefSeq and is a predicted model, not a curated record.